AUGAACCAGGAAAUUCCAAGUAAGGAUGAAGGAAUGGAGAUGCCCUUAAUAUCCGAAGACCAGAUCAGUAAAGAAUUAAUGGAAUUUGAAGAAUUAGUUGAAAAUGAGUGCGACAGUUUGCACUUGCUGUACAAGAAAACCGAGUCCUUUAGAUGCCUGCAGCAGGUACAGCUGUCCAGCAGCGCAGUUAUGCGCAACAAGGACUUUAGAUUUCCUCCUUUGCAUGAUCCUGGCAUAAACGAGGCUUUCAAUUAUGUAGAACCGGAACCUGUUUAUGAUGAUAUAGGAGUUGAAAAAUACGUGAUGAUCUGUAAAGAACUGAAAAUAGUCCCUAUUUCCCGAAUAGUUAAAUCACUGCCUGGGGACACUAUAAAUCUAAAGUAUUAUGGUCUGACUACUAAACAAAUUCAGGCACUAACCGAGACUUUAAUGAUCAAUACCCACAUAAAAAAAUUAAUUUUACAAGACAACUGGCUGAAAGUGGCUGACACUGUGAUGCUCAGCACUAUGCUGGAAGAAAAUAGCAGUAUAAGGAUUUUGAAUCUGAGAGAAUGCAGAAUUGGACAAGAAGGAGCAGAAAUAUUAAACGAAGCUCUGUCUAGCUCCCAAUUUCUGACGGAGUUAGAUUUAAGUUUCAACAGUUUAGGUGAUAAAGGUUUAACUGAUCUACAAACAGGCUUGUGUGAAGCACCGAACUUACGAGUGUUAAAUAUAAGCCAUAAUGGUUUAACUGAAGAGUCUGCGGAUACUUUAGAAAAAAUUUUACUCGAAAAUAAGUUCAUUCAGGAACUUGACUUGUCUUGGAACUCAUUCUGUACUGCUCCAGGUAACAAGAAACUGUUUAAUGCGAUGAAAGAGAACGAUAUUCUGCGAGUUUUGAACAUAGCUUGGAAUGGGAUAUCCAUGAAACUGGCAGUGAGUCCCCUUACCAAUUAUUUAAAGGUGACAGAAAAUUUGGAGCACUUGGAUAUUAGUAGUAACAGGCUAGAGGGUCCGUCACUAAAGUCGGUUCGACUAGGAAUUUUCCAAAAUCGGUCUCUAAAGUCCGUUAAAAUAGGAAACAACCUCUACUCACCUGACGAUGCCUAUUUUUUGGCGUCCGUGCUACCACUAAAACAACAGGAUCCACUGACCCAUCUAGAUAUGGAAAACAUGGUGUUUGAUAAGAAAGUUCUACCGUUAUUAGUUAGAAUAAAGAGUUCAGGUAAAACUAUCAAGUACGGCAGCAUUUUAGGCAACUAUACUAUUAAAGGACCAGACAUCAACAAGUUAAUAUUUCAAAGAUGCAGGUACCUGCUAGAAAAACCGAAAAAGAAAAAGCUAAAGAAAGAUUUUGGUCAUUUCGUCUUGUCCUUGCCUGAUGAAUCAAUUACGAAGGCCCAGUUCGCAACAUUGCUAAAGAAGAAAAAAAUAAAAAGGUUGGAUCAGGACUUACUUAAAGAGUUAUAUAAUCGAUUCACAACAAGGAAUCAAAACAUCGAUUGUGUGGAAAUGAAGCGAGUUUACAUGAAAUAUUAUCCUGAUACUGUCUUGCCACCCCCUCCGGUCAAAAAAAAGAAAGGCAAAAAAGGAAAGAAAGGAAAAGGAAAGGAGGAUGAGGAGGUAAAGGUGCCAGAGCAACAAGAAACUUCAACCGAGAAGCAAUCAGAAGAACAUACCGCUGAGAAUGAGAACAAAUGUGCUGUUCCCACUGAGACUAUAAUAACGGAUGAAAAUAUACCUGUGGAAGUAUUACAACAGCCUAUUGAAAACGAGAAUACGGAUGAAAACAUAAAUUAA
Messenger RNA from Anoplophora glabripennis (Asian longhorned beetle), 1779 nucleotides. RefSeq names its product leucine-rich repeat-containing protein 74A-like. Gene Ontology annotation, biological process: nucleocytoplasmic transport; activation of GTPase activity. Gene Ontology annotation, molecular function: GTPase activator activity; small GTPase binding. The record is from RefSeq and is a predicted model, not a curated record. Lineage: Eukaryota; Metazoa; Arthropoda; Insecta; Coleoptera; Cerambycidae. The transcript has 8 exons. Gene Ontology annotation, cellular component: perinuclear region of cytoplasm; nucleus; cytosol. The coding region runs from base 1 to 1779 and encodes 592 amino acids.